AUGCCCUCAGCCGCGGCGCGUCAGAUAUACGAAGAUCAGAUACCGACCUUUAUGUCUGUCUUUGAUCUUGAAUCCGAGACCAUGGCGGAUCGGGACACAUUCACCGUCGUUGGAUCCAAGUUCCUCGACGUGGCAUCUAAAACCCCCUCUCAGCAGACUAGCCUCCAGGCUUGUCUUGCUCCGGACCAAAGCCACAAGCACCGCGACAGCACCUCGACCCAGACCUCGGAAUCCGACGACUCCUCUCCCACCACUACGCUUUCCACCACAGACUCUUCACCUCUUUCAGACCCGUCGCCAUCAUCGUCGCCGGAUUCUCCCCUCAACUUGAUCCCGCUCAACAACUUUCACUCUGCAAGCUUUAGUGGCCCGUCAAACCCGGUUUCUCUGCUCAGUAUUUCGGAAGCGAGCGCAUUGGAGCGCCCUAUGACAUCUCCGGCGCCGAGAAAGCCAAGGAACAUGAAAGGUCUAUCAAUCCAGCCACCGACAGUAGCAGCCUCAUCCAAGACCAUGGUGUCAGAACCCUGCUCGCCAUCCUUCAUCAAACCCUCUAUCCCUGCCAUGAAGAGGAAACCUAGCCUUCUCAGCCUCAAGACCAAUGCUUCAGAUUUGAUUAAACAAACGUCGUUGGAAGUGCCCGCAUCGCCCGGCAUGCCCCCGAUCCUGCAACGACGCGCGCUUAAACAUUCCACCUCAUCGCCAGCCAUCCAGUCCUCCUCUUUGAAGACAUCCACGUUUGGGCCGGCUGGAGGAAUGACCUUUCCAAAGGUGCUGGAGCGGAACGAGUCGGGGCUGUCAGAGUUUUUGCGCCCCAUGAAAUCGAGUAUGAAUCUGACAUUCGAUGCGGCAAUCAUGGAAGAGGACACUCCCAUCAAGACACAGCUUGCAUCUCGAAAUGACUUUGACGAACCCUUUCGUGAGCAUGAGAACAAUGAAGACCAGAAAACGCCAGGGUAUCCUGAUGGCCCGAUAGCCAUAUACGGCGACAAUGUCUAUCUAUAUCUUGAGCCUACCGCAGAAGAGGCCUCUCGAUUUGACGUCGUCAUCAACGUUGCCCACGAAGUCCGAAAUCCCUUCGAGGCCAAGCAAGAACCGGCCAAGCCUUCAUUGCACGGUCCUUCUUCUCGGGGCAAAGGGAUUUCGUCCAAUCUAAGUCCCAUCCCGGACACGGCCGUGUCAAACUCCAGCUUUUCUACCGCAUUUGAAUUCCAGCUUUCGGAGGAUGGUGCCAUGGACACGGACACGCCCACGACGCCAAAGGCGAAUCCUCUCAAUGUACCGGAGUACAUUCAUAUACCAUGGGACCACAACACUGACAUUGCGCCUGAUCUCAUGCGCCUCUGCGAGACAAUUGAGAAUCGCACCAAGGAAGGGAAGAAGGUGCUUGUCCACUGCCAACAGGGAGCAAGCCGCUCAGCCAGUCUCAUCAUUGCCUACGGCUUAUAUCAGAACCCUGACUUUAGUGUCAACGAUGCGUAUUACGCGGCCCAGGCCAAGAGCCGUUGGAUUAGUCCCAACAUGAAGCUCAUGUAUUCACUGCAAGAUUUCCAAAAGGAGCUGUGCAAGAAGAAACGCUCGUCACCCGGCUCGGGUCCCUAUCGUCCUCGAACCGGAAGGAGUCCAUCCAAGCACAGAUUGACCCUAUCUGCCGAUGCCAUCGAAAUGCCUUCCAAAGAGCCGCAUACCGCGCCUCUGCCAGCAGAGAACGGCAGAAGUAGACAGGGAAGCGAGACCAAAACUCCUCUCAAUCUCCUGCCGGGGAAUUCGGAUGCCCUGCAGACUAUUUCCCCCGGACCUGCUUCGGCGCCCUUGACAUUCUCGUGGAGAGACACCUUUGAGAAAUCCGAGUCGGAGCAGAUGGAGCCGGAGCAGAAGAAGGCGAAGCAGAUGGAGCCCUCAAUCAGGGAGCCGGAGCCUAGCCCUCGACAGACAAGAAUGGAUCUUCUUCCGCCGCCCUCCCCCUCACCUUUCAAGCUCCAGGCUCCUCCUCUGCGGCCCAAGUCAGCUCAAGG
Molecule: messenger RNA, 2012 nt
Organism: Trichoderma virens Gv29-8
Lineage: Eukaryota; Fungi; Ascomycota; Sordariomycetes; Hypocreales; Hypocreaceae
Exons: 1
Biological process (GO): negative regulation of MAPK cascade; protein dephosphorylation
Cellular component (GO): cytoplasm; cytosol; nucleus
Molecular function (GO): MAP kinase tyrosine/serine/threonine phosphatase activity; protein tyrosine/threonine phosphatase activity
Source: RefSeq, a predicted model, not a curated record